Molecule: messenger RNA, 1850 nt
Organism: Toxoplasma gondii ME49
Lineage: Eukaryota; Apicomplexa; Conoidasida; Eucoccidiorida; Sarcocystidae
Product: EGF family domain-containing protein
Exons: 15
Coding region: 154-1236 (360 amino acids)
Molecular function (GO): protein binding
Source: RefSeq, a predicted model, not a curated record
GAGAACUUGAUUGCCGUAGCAGAAGGCGGGUCCCCUCGGGGUUGCGAGUUUGGCACGCUUACAUACAUUGACAAUAAACUCUUCCUUUUCGGAGGAUACAGCUCCAUAGGCCUUGUUUCGUCGGAAAUAUGGGUAUACAAUAUCGAGGCAAACAUGUGGGAACAGCCUCGAACAAGCGGUGGGGAGCCUAGUCCACGAGAAGGACAUAUUGCCAUUAGGAAUGGCCACAGUAUUCUUAUCGUGGGUGGCUGCGAUGUUAGCCGAGACGUGCAGAAGUGCUACAAUGAUGUAUGGAAGCUGGACACAAGCCGUAUGUUGUGGACUCUUCUUUCUGCAUCUCACCCACUAUUCGGCGCUCGGGAGCAACACACAGCCCAUCCAAUCAGCGGGGGACGAAUCUUGGUCAUAGGCGGACAAAAACUGUUCGCUCACGACUACCAGGAUGUUGUAAUGUUCGAAACUGAGAGUUGCGGUGGGACACCGAGUUGUUCAGGGAACGGAGCAUGCAUAAAUGGAAGUUGCUCCUGUAACAGAAACUGGGUGUCUCACGACUGUGGCGAGAAAGAUGGCUGUCCGCUGGGAUGUCGCGGACACGGAUUUUGUUUGAGUGGAGUAUGCCAUUGUCUGCCAGGGUUCUCCGGUGAAACAUGCUAUAGCGGAAAGCUAUGUCCCGGCUCUGGUUAUAAAGGGGACUGCAAUGGCAACGGAACUUGUAACAGUGACGGGAUUUGUGAAUGCAAGCGUGAAUUUCGAGGCUCUGGGUGUGAGCAACUCACGGAACCGGGCGGAAGCCGCACCGGACAGCCAGCGGGCACGCCAGUGACAGACUCCUCGGAGCUUCCCGGCUCUCCCGAGCCCGAAGCAGGGAUCUUUGGUAUUCCAGUUUCCGGCUUGUCUAUGCUGACAACGAACUUGACGGAAAUGGACGAACCACCGUCUGUGCAGCGCAACAUCUCGCUGUCAUCUGGAGGUGCCCCCGAUGUCAUUAAUGCCCUUGAACCCCAAAUUCCUGGCAUGCCGAGAACAGACAUACCUAUUCCUGAAGCGAAGAUUCAGCCACCGCAUGCGAACAUGCCAACAGUUGACAUACGUUCGCCACUACCAAAUCCCCCCAGCUACGAAGCAACCAUUCCCUACAUACCAGUCGGCAUGAAGGUUGUUGUUGGCGCACUAAGCAUUCUGGCGGGUGGCGCUACAGUUUCUCUUAUGUACGCAGUCAACCAGAAGAGGAAAUGAAGUGUUCGCUCUUUGCUGUUACCCAGGCAAUAAGCGAAUCGUCAUGACGCGGGAUGCCAUUUAUAAGCUGGGUGGCCGAACAGAGAAGCGAAAAUGACACCUAUUUAGAAACAGCCCAACCGGAACAGUUCUUCUGUCCAGCGACCCAGACAACCACGUUUCCGUAUUUGUCUAAAGUUAGCGAGAAAGGAAUUCUGCCUUCAGCCUCUUCACGCGCUGGCACAUUGACCGGCUGAGAUGAUUAGUGAAUACAAGCAAGCGACGAAGCAGCGUCCAAAGAUCGCUUCAUUCUCCUUCAAGAAAGAAAGGGUGACUUCCUACUCCAUUCAAAAGCACCCUUGACCCCACUCCAUGGGGGUGACGUGCUGAGCAGUCCACCGCUCUUUUUUCGCUUUUUAUACAGCCGGGGUGACCUCACGGCGAUCUAUCCGCAGAGGAAACUUGUCUUGCAUGAGCAAGUUGCGUAAUGUUGAAAUCACAACUAUGCUUAUAUUCUCGGAGCCCUGUGGAGGCAUUCAGUGUCCCACUGGUGUAGCACGAACUUUCUCUGUGAAGCUAUUACAAAAAUCAUACAGAUAUCUGACAGUUAAAAGAGCCUGGCCCCCCAUAAUACA